Molecule: messenger RNA, 7028 nt
Organism: Strigops habroptila (Kakapo)
Lineage: Eukaryota; Metazoa; Chordata; Aves; Psittaciformes; Psittacidae
Gene: DHRS3
Product: dehydrogenase/reductase 3
Exons: 6
Coding region: 113-769 (218 amino acids)
Cellular component (GO): lipid droplet
Molecular function (GO): oxidoreductase activity, acting on the CH-OH group of donors, NAD or NADP as acceptor
Source: RefSeq, a predicted model, not a curated record
AGCUGCCGCGGGGAUUAAACCACCUCCUCGGGCUCCUGCCCUCUGCAAUUUUCUGAUCAUCCUGUGGGGUCGAACUGAGAAAUGCCUGAAGGAGACCACAGAGGAAAUCAGGAUGAUGGGGACAGAAUGCCAUUAUUUCGUCUGUGAUGUAGGAAAUCGAGAGGAGGUCUAUCGGCAGGCCAAAGCUGUGCGGGAAAAGGUGGGUGAUAUCACUAUCCUGGUGAACAAUGCUGCUGUGGUCCAUGGGAAGAGUCUGAUGGACAGCGAUGAUGAUGCACUGCUCAAAUCACAACAUAUAAACACCCUGGGGCAGUUCUGGACCACCAAAGCAUUCCUGCCAAGGAUGCUGGAGUUGCAGAAAGGACACAUUGUUUGCCUGAACUCUGUCCUGGCCUUGUCAGCCAUCCCUGGUGCCAUUGACUAUUGCACCUCCAAAGCCUCAUCCUUUGCCUUUAUGGAGAGCCUGACCUUAGGGCUGCUCGACUGCCCUGGAGUGAAUGCCACAACAGUCCUGCCCUUCCACACCAGCACAGAGAUGUUUCAGGGCAUGAGAAUCAGGUUCCCUAAUCUUUUUCCUCCUCUCAAGCCAGAGACAGUGGCUAGGAGGACAGUAGAAGCAGUUCAGAUGAAUCAAGCCUUCCUGCUCCUUCCGUGGACAAUGCAUGUUCUUGUCAUCCUAAAGAGCAUUCUCCCUCAGGCAGCACUUGAAGAAAUCCACAAGUUUUCUGGGAGCUACACCUGCAUGAACACUUUCAAAGGACGAACAUAGACUUGGUGGUGCAAGGACUGUUCUUCUGUGGAACCAGCACAAGCAUGAAAAUCCUGACAAGGCUGUGAAUCAGCAGUCUUGGCUUUCAGCCUGUUCAUGUGACUUGCGCUGCUCUGAGGCAACACAUUUCUUGCAGGUCAUAUCCAUAGUAACAUGACCUUUGCACAGGAUUGAAUGACUAGACUAUGGACCCUUGGAAAGAAAAACAAAAAGUGUGAAAUGUUUAUAUGAUGGUUAAUUCUUUAGAGUUCAAUUGUUAAAUCUACUUAUAGUUUUAAGAUGUAAUUUUUGUUCCUAAAGUGUCUGUAGGCUGUCUCAGCACAUUACACCCCAUGCAUUCUUUCUCCCCUCUUCAGAGGAACUGCAAUUGCAAACUGCUUCUGGUUUCAUUUCAGCUUUUUGAAUGAGGAACUGAAAAAAUACUUUGAAGAACUAAAAGUUAUAGACAUUUAAUGGAAGCUUCCUUCCCUUCCUUCACUUUACAUCCCUUGAUGAAGCUGUUCCCAAGUCACACCAGGGAAGGAACAAACUGUGGGGCAAUGUUUUCUUUGGUAAGGGCCACCCAGGACUUCUGUCUGGAAGGACUGUGCUGGGCUCAGGAAAGCUGUCUUCCUUCACCUGAGAAGGCUGGAGGGGAAUGCUCAGUCAAAAGAACAGACAGUUUGAAUAGUGGAAGAUUCUUUCUGUCACUGAACUCAUCUAUGAAAUUUAAUUGUCUUUCUGAAUAUCUUUGUUCAUUUAUGAUAAAAUACAUAUAUAUUUUCAGCUUUAAUCCCAGAUUGCCACACAUGUAGGCAGCAUCACACUGGGGAGGAACUAAAUCUGGAACUAAAACUAGAGCCUGCUUAUACAAACAUACAUUCACUGACAUAAUCCAUGCAGAAGAAAAUCCAUUGUUUGAGUCUGCACAGUGAAGUAAGUGGAAUAAUGCUCUAAAAACGAAAGAGACAGUACUUUAGUCCUUAUGAAAUGUGAAGUUUGGAAGCACAGUUAGCAAAGACCUGAUUAAAUGCACAUUGAAUUCAGCUGGGACUAUACCCAUUGUUUGUUAGGGGCAUUGAAUCAGGCACUGUUCAGCCAGAAGUGAUAAAUACUGCUUGGACUGAAAUGCCAGAAGCAGCUAGACAUUAUUUAUUUUUGUAGUGAUACAUUCUCUUUGACAGCCUAGUAAGAGCAACACUGCAUUCCUAUGCCAGAUGCAGUGUGCAGCACUAGGCACAGUAACGUAGCUGGAACACUACUAAAAGAGGAAUUAAUAUAAUUGCAAUACAAGCCCAACUGGAGAACACCUGAAUGAAGUGCCUCAAGGAAGGCCACCUGGUUAAAGUAAAGGAGUGAAUUUAGGGCUCCUGAGUUGAAUUUCAAGCUUUUCUGUAAAUGUCCUGUGUAACCUGAGGCAAACUGCAUAAUUUCAAACCUGACCUGCAAAGCAGAUAUUUCUAGUGUUCAAAUGGAACAUGCUCUAGAAAGGAAAAGUAGUAUUUCUUCAUAAAGCAAGAGCUUCUGUACAAAAGUUUAGAAGAGGAAAACCCUCAUAUGCCUAAAUAUAUCAUUUCCUUUGAGAGACCUGAUUUACAGCAGAAAAGCUGUGAGCUGUAUUUGAAAUACUCUUUCGGUCUGCCAUGUAGAAUGGAGACCAGUGAUUUAGGUGCAAUGAUGUGAAUGUUAAAAACCAGUAGCUAUGUAUCUUCUUGAGCAGUUCGAGAGGAAGACAGCACCCGAGGUGCCACUGAUACAAGCCCCUCUGCAUGUGGGGGUGUUCUGAGGAGCUCUCCUGGCUGGGUCAGUGCUUCCUUUCCAAGUGCAGAACAUACAAGCUGUAGCACUGUGCCAGCUUUGGAAACGUUUCUUACAAUGGAGUUUUGUUUUGAAUUCCUAAAUGUUUGAGGCUCUCUGGAGAGGAUGAAAAGCAACUUUGAUCUCUGUGAUUUUGACACCUACCCUUAUAGAUGCUUUCAGCUUUGUUAUUUGUCAAUUUUUGAGAAGAAACCCAGUUCAUUGAAAACACAAGUGCAAUGAGGGGAGAACCCUUCCAGGAUCUGCCAGGCAUAACACUGAAGGUACCAUAUUUAUCACAAGGCACUUGGGAAGGGAUGAUCAGACAUACCUACCCUUAUGCACUCUGAUCCUUUCUGGUUUCUCAUUAAUCAAUCACAGGCAUGCCAGACUUGUGGAUGCAAGAGCAAACAGAAUUGGUGAAAGAGGGCACAGUCCUCCUUGAAUUAAACCUUUAUGCUGAGAUUCUAUUAUUUGAUAACAUCCUAAUACAAAAGGGAGGUAAAAGCUGAUACACACAUUGAAAUUAAGUCCCCAGUCAUCCCCAAAUCCUCAGAUGAAUCUGCUCUUUUCCUGUGCUGCAUAAAAGAUGUUCCCUAUCAUCAGAGGUUGUCUUACAUACCAAGCGCUGUUGAUUUCUUUCUAAUGAAUAUAAACAAGUCAGAACAUAGCUGAGACUCUCAUCAUCUCACUCUUCUCAUGCACACACACACACAAACUUCCCUCUCUCUUUCCCUCAGGGUCUCUGAGCGGACAGCAGGUCAAAUAGCAGUCACAGUGGGGGAGAGGUAUGCAGCAAACAGAAAAUAAUGAGGAAAACAUUGAUUUUGCUUUUCAGAUAGUAAGGAAGAGUUGGGUAAGUGAGUUUCUUCUCUUGUGAAUGUUGCAAGAUAGAAUGCUCUUCAUCUAGUGAGCUACUUGCAAAUUUGGAUGCAUACAUUUGAAGACUUGUUUUUUAUAGAAGGGCUCCUCUGGAAUGCCUGCUGAGGUCUACUGUCCCCUUCACAUAAGGUUAGUAUUGGGUAAUCUCAAAGUGCUGCAAAUGUCCACAAGCUUUGUUGAAGCCUAAGGCCUUCUCAGAGGAAUUUCCGCCUCUUGACUUACUUAAAUUUUGGUUUUCCCUGCUCUCUCCACUGCCUCCUGCUUUCCACUGCACUAGUUUUUUCCCCUUCUGUUUUCCUGUGUCAUCACUGCACUUCUCCGGGCCACCAUCUUGAAGCCAGAUGUCAUACAGAGAGUGUGGAGUAAAUUGAAAUCUGGGUAUGUAUUUAUUAUCCUGCUGGAGGAAUCUAGGUGAAGCUGUAGGAACAGGUCACGGAAGUUUCGUAUGAAAUUAGUUUUACUUGCUCCAAUCUAUAAAGAAAUAGAAGACCUGUUACCAUCACUUUUAUACAGGAGAUUGCUGCUGGUUUAAGAUUUGAACUAUAGAGAAAUGUUCGCUGUUUUGGGACAUACGUUCUCCUGACAUAAAAAGACCCUGUUUUAAUGGGAGGAUUUUUCAGUUCCAGGUGCUUUCAGAGGCUGGUGUUCAUACAAAGUAUUUUGCAAAAUCAGCAAGGCAGGGCAGGGAGAGGAGGCGUCCUGUGUAAGUAAAUCUGAUUCCUCAUGUUCCAUAUGUAACUUUGUAUUUUGGUUUUGCUGAGGAAAAGACAAAAAUCAUGUUCCCUCAUGCACCCUUGGUGAACUUUAAAAGGCUCUUCCCGCCAUAACCCUGCUGAUGGCUUGGUUUUAGCAGGAUGAAGAAAAGGAGUGAGCUCUGAAGGUGGUUACUUCACAGAAAGUGCCUGGGCAAGUGAUUCUGAUAUUCGCAAAGAGGAACUUGUUGUACUUUCACAUAAGGUGAUAAUGAGUGUAGGUGGGUAUGAUCCCAUCUUGUCUCACAAGCCUUUCCCUGAACACUCCCACCUUCAGAUAUUAACAGAUAGUGUUGCACUUGCCAAAAUCUCAUAAAAACCCAGUCACAGACUCAGCACAGGCAGAGCAUAAAUGGGUGCAUUUAUAUUGAAGAGAAUACAUCUGUUUGUAGCAGAUAUUAAUUUGGCCUCGUGCUUUUCCUCGAGCUGAACUGCAACUGUUAGGAAUACAGGGUGACCUUGGGUCAUCUAUUUUGGUUUUAUUUCUUCAUGUAGCUUUAAUAAACUUAAUCUGGGUGACAGCCACUUUUUUGACAGCAACUUGUUCAUAAGUUUGGGUGUAAAGCAAGAUUAUGUCAAAUGUAAUCUUGCAUUUUCACCAACCAACCAACCACCCCGAGAGUCAGAAUACUCUGCGCUGUCUUUGUAUCUCUUACCUCCCUGGUGCUAAGAUCCUCCAACCUGUUAUUGCUUCUCAGCCUACUAGAGUUUGGAGACUGAGCAAAACCUGUCAGCCACAAGCAGCAGUUACAUUCUCUAGUGAACAGAAUCCUCUUUGCUAAAGGAGGAUUUGAGAUGUGAAUAGUGACAGAUUUAGGAGUGCUGAGGCUUUCUGGCUCUCUCACAGAUUUCAGCCACUAACUUGGAGGUGACAUGAAGAAAAGCAGAACUUCAUCUUCUCCCUGCUAGUUAUUCUCCUUUACCCAGUGUUUCCUACAGGAAGCUGGCAAUUCGCUCACUUUUCUGACUGAUAAACUGCCCCUCUUCCCACCCUCUAGUCUACUAAAAUCACCUCAGUACCUUUCUUCAAUCCCUUCAGGGACUGGCAGCUUCAACAGAAACAACCCUUCCUGUAUUCUUGAGGAGAGUCAGAUCAUCAAGGUAAUGUGCGAGGGAGAAGACCAGGCUUUGCUUUGAUGGGUUUGAGCUACCCCAGCCUGUAGACUAUUUAUGGAAGACACAGGAUGACCUGAAUGCUGCCGGUACCAUGGCAGGUAGUGAGUUCCCCCUGCUCCUGUCAUCUUUCCUUGAAACAUAACUCCCUCUUUUGCUUCUGUAACAGAUGCCUCCAAUGCUUUAGCAGAAACAAACUGUGUGGACUGGGUACAACUGAAAACCACAGACCUCUGAGGAGACCAUUUGUAUCUUCACACCCUUGGGGACACAGAGUCCAAACUUAAUAGUUCCUUAUGCUCACCUUUGCUAUGGGCAUUGUGACACCCUAAUGCAGAAAAAAACCCCCGAGGCAAAUGUAUAUGCUGAUUUUGUGCAUAAAUCUAGAAAACAGUUCCUCAAAUGAGGGAAGAAAGUACUCCAGUUUGAGCCGAGCAUGAGUAAGUAUAUAAGAAAAUAAAAUAGAGGAUAGAUGCAAUUCUAGGGGGAGUGCAGUGGCCUUAAACAGACAGUAGUGAGACACCACCUCGUAUUCUUGAAGUUAGCUAAUAGUAGAGGCAUGUGAUUUCCAUCCAAAGUCUAUAAAAGUGGCACGUUGUUACUCUUCAUUCUUAUGGGUCACCAUGCCCUAAAAAGCAGUUCAUUAACUUUGUAGCCAGUUACUGUUUGCUCUCUCUUGCAUCAUCCAUUGUGACCAGGUAUUAGAAGAACCUGUGGUUCUCUGGCUUCUGUUAGUAAUCAUCCUGACCAAGUGCUCCCAAGUAGAUGUGGUUCAGUUUCCUGCUUUUCUCUUAUUCAAAAGCAUUUUUUUAAUUCAAAUUUUAUUUAGCUGAAAGAGUUGCCUCUGUGUUGUACAGGCUUUUCACAGACAGGCAUCCUAGGCAUGAGUUUUCCCUGUCUAUAUUAAUCAAAUGAUAAUGAAAAGAAUACAGAAGUGAAAAGUUGUUGUUUGACGUCUUACCCAAGCAUCCUCAUUCCCAAAGCCAUGUGGAAUUAAUGGAGGGAAAUACUGUUGGAAUAUCAGUGCCUUAAAUCUGGACAUGUCAGAAGCCUUCUGGCUUCUGCAUGAAAGUGACCCUGGCUUCUAAAAUUGACUUUGUACAGGUGUUCUGAGGCAGUUUGCUACUGAGACUGGUUACCUGAGCAAGCCACUAUUACAGUGCACUGGUACAGAGGAAGAGGGCAUGGAAAACUGCAAUACAUAGAAGCACUGAACAAAUGGAUUUAAACGUGGUCCCACGAGAUGCUUUUGAAAAAUCCAGGUUAAAGAAUGAGAUGACACAUGAUAGCCAGUACAGAACCAAGUACUGCAGUGAGGUCAGGCACUUAAGGGUGUCAGAGUAGCCUACGUGACUCCCAGAAAUCCUGCCUUAGAUUUGAACCCUGACUAGUUCCUUCCCUUAAACCACUAUGUGCAAACACUGGGCAUAGUGAAUAUGUUAACCAAAAUGCUGCUUCAUCUUCCUUUUCCACAUUAGGCUUCUACUUUGGGCAUUGCUCUUGAUUUGAUGAGUGUUCCCAGGUACUGCUCUGCCAUGUUACACUGUUAACAUUAGCUGUAAGAAAAGGAGGUAAUUCAUUGCAAUCUAUUCCAGACAAGUCAACUGUUUGUGCCUUUGUGCAGAGGAAGGACUACAAUAAAUGAAGGGGUUUCUGGAAUAUUUAGCUACAUGAAAAAUGCUGUCAUAUGAAAUCAAGAUUUAUAAUAAAAAGGGUUCAUCUCAGAAGAACAUAAA